GAUUCGCACAUCACUACUCUGCAGCGUCAAACAGCUUCUGCUGCUUCUCAACGACGACGGAACAGGACAGGACCAGUCCACAGACCGCAUCACAUCCACGCCGUGACCCGAGCAGAGUCAGAACCUCAGAAGAACCAAAGAAGUGAGCUUCCUGUUGGCCAUUUAAUUCAACACCUCCCCUCCUCUUUCUACCACGCCGUCUUAAAACUGUGGGCGAUUGAAGGUCCAUCUGCGGCGCAGUGUUGUUGAAGGAUUGAGAGGACUGAAACGCCGACUCUGUAAUUUGGUGGUGAUGGAGACACAGUAACGAAAUAAAGCGCUGGUUUCCACGAGCUCUUUGUGGUUUCGGAGUGGGGAGAAAGACGUUGGUCAAGACCGGGAAGAAGAGAUGACCAUCCUGAGCUGAGUUUCCUCCUGUCAAACCGCAACAGACCAUCAUACUCUGACUUGUCUGGGAUAAUAUAUGAGAUGGUGGGACGUACCCUCUCUUUCCUAGAACGUCUUGGUGAAUAGUGGAGCACACAAAGGUGAAAGGAUCUCGGCUCCACUGGUAAAUAAAACCCUUUUCCUCCUGCACAGCGUGGGAGAAAGUGCUGCAGCAAGGUUCGAUGUGGCGUCUUGGUGGGAUGAUAACUGGAGUCAAUGCAGUGUUGAGUGAUCACCUUUCAAUCUGAGUCACCGACACUUCACAGACUGAGACUGUGGAGCUAGAUGUCCAGCCUGUCGGACCAUCAGCUGGGUGCUGGGGGACUAUUUUGUGGACACCAACAUCAAGGAUUGCUGUAAAGCACCUUUAAUGAGUCCAUAGAGUUGCAUGUGACAGAAAAGACAUGUUUUUCUUUGGAUGACCUUCGCGGAGAGAUUAAGACACCUUUCAUUUUAGUUAUAGCCCAAUUGGGCAAAAGCAGGGAGAGCUGCAGUAGAUUUCUCUGCUCUACUUUAUGAGUUUUCAUCUCUGGACAGAGUGCGUCUCUGACUGGAGUCAGCAUGGCCAAGACUCUGCUGAAGAUACAGCGCUAUUUUCGCAGGAAACCUGUGAGAUUUUUUUCCCUCAUCCUUCUCUACCUGACUGCUGGGAGUCUGGUCUUCCUGCACUCUGGGUUCAUCAAUGACAGCGGCCCCGGAGGCAGAGGGAGCCAGGAAGCUGUGGCAGCAUCGGAGAAGGGAAACAGUCGGACCUCGGCGUCACACGCUCGGGGGCUUGGCAUUGUGAGCAGAGUGUUUAAAGAAACACACAGGUCUGGACGCAGGUACGGACCCCCCUGGAUGAAAAGAAAAAGCCAGGAGGGUCAGGAGGCGGAGACCAGAGGAGGAGACUACACCAGCAACUGGAACCGUGCACUAAAAGGACGCAAUGCCAAAGAAGCAGAAGAUGGAAGAGCAAAGUACUUCGGCUGCUAUGUCGACGACACACUGAAAAGAGCACUCAGAGGCGUUUCCUUUUUUGACUACAAAAAAAUGACGGUAUUCCGUUGCCAGGACAACUGUGCAGAAAGAGGUUACAUGUUCGCUGGCCUGGAGUUUGGAGCCGAGUGCUACUGCAGCCACAAGAUCCAGGCACCUAACGCGUCAGAAAGUGAAUGCAACAUGGAGUGUAAAGGAGAGAAGAGCAACAUAUGUGGAGGAGCCAACAGACUGUCUAUCUACAGACUGGAGCUGAGCCAGGAGUCGGCACGACGCUACGGCAGUGCAAUUUUCAAGGGUUGUUUUCAUCGUCCGGACAAUGUCACACUGGCACUCCCCUUCAGCGCAGUCAUCCUGAACAUGUCUGUGGACAAGUGCGUGGACAUAUGCACAGAGAGGGAGAAAUCGCUGGCUGUUCUGGCUGGAGAUUGGUGUCACUGCGGUUUUCCCACACCUUUCUUCUCCCUCCAUGAGUUGGAGGACGAGGACAUGUGUCUGCACCGCUGUCAGGGGGAGGAGUUUGAGAGCUGUGGUAACGAUGAGUACUUUGUAGUCUAUCAGACACAAGUCCAAGAUAACCGCUGCAUGGACCGCCACUUCCUCCAGAAUCGUGCUAAGCAGCUGGUGGCUCUCGCCAGUUUCCCAGGAGCUGGUAACACCUGGGCUCGCCAUCUCAUUGAGCUCGCCACCGGCUUCUACACCGGCAGCUAUUACUUUGAUGGCUAUCUUUACAAUAAAGGAUUUAAAGGGGAGCGUGAUCACUGGAGGAGUGGGAGGACCAUCUGCAUCAAGACACAUGAGAGCGGCAGGAAGGAGAUCGAAUCCUUCGACUCUAGUAUCCUCAUGAUCCGGAACCCCUACAAAGCCCUGAUGGCAGAGUUUAACAGAAAAUAUGGAGGUCACAUUGGGUUUGCCUCGCAGGCUCACUGGAAAGGAAAAGAAUGGCCUGAGUUUGUGAAGAACUACGCCCCAUGGUGGGCCUCCCACACACUGGACUGGUUGAACUAUGGGAAGAGUGUCCACGUGGUCCACUUUGAGAACCUAAAGAGAGACCUGUUCUCCCAGCUGAAGGGCAUGAUCCAAGUUCUGGGUCUGAAGGUAUCAGAGGAACGUCUGCUCUGUGUGGAGGGCCAGAAAGAUGGAAACUUUAAAAGAUCAGGGCUGAGGAAACUCGAGUAUGACCCCUACACGAGCGAAAUGAGAGCAGACAUCAAUGAACUGAUCAGAACAGUAGACGCUGUCUUGAAGAAGAGAAACAUGUCUGGAGUUCCUGAGGACUACAUGCCGAGAUGAUAUCUGUGAUUCCCUCAUUUACUCAUUGUUUUGUAGACUCACAUGAUUUCAGUGGUUGUUUUAAGUAGUUCCCUCUAAGGUCAUUGUAGUUGAAGUUAAAGUGUCUGUACUCUCCUACUGUCAUUUUUUUAUCCCUCCUUUUUUGUGGUUUUGGCAGCAUCUUUAUUUAUCAUGAGGAAAAAAAUAAGUUUGUUUUUGUUUGUUUAUCUUUUCUAUGUAUAAAAGAACAGAAGCACUUUUUAUCCUGCUCUAUGCAUGUGCACACGCCUUAACAUGAAGGAGGCAGAAGUGACUGCUGGAUGUUGUUGCUUGAUGCCACUUAUAGGAAUUACAUGACCCAAAACUUUUAUACCCAGUCAGCAUGUCCAUGUGGGCCCAUGGGUGAGUUAAUAAUAGGUUAACAGUUAGUUAGUGAAAAGACGUCCUCGAGUGGAAUAGUACAAUGUGUGUUAUCCAGCUGUGGUUAAUAGCUGCAGUAUAUACCACACUUGGGUGUGUUGUACAUAGCAGUUGUUUUAUUAUUAUUAUUAGGACAUUUUCUAUUUAAAUUAAUGUCAAAAUCUGAGAUUCAUUCAUGCAAUAACAGGAAUUAGACAUUUAAAAAAAUUACAGACCAGUCUAAAACAUCAGACUGAAAUGUAGAUACAUUUGUCACACUUCAUAAUCUCAGUUUAAAUAAACACCAUGCAACACUGAACACUUGCUUUUACAGCAGGAAGACUGGUUCACUGGUUUGACUCCCGGUCGAUAUUUCUGAGAGGAUUUUCUCCCAGUGUGUAUGUGGGUUUUUCCUUACUUUCACUUACUGUGACAAAGCAUCCACAGUAGGGUUUUAACGGCCAACUGUCCAGGGUACUGUGCCACGCCCCACCCAUUGACAGCCUGUAUCCCACCCUUGUUUCUGCCUUUGGGCUGAUCCUGCCCCUCCUCUCAACAUUUCUUUAUUUCUUCCUUUUUGCCAGCAACUAUCAGACUUUGAGUUGCAAGGAUGCCACCUACUGGUUCAACUGGUUACACUUUCCAUUCAGAAAUGUCCCAGUCACAGCAGCAUGGCUAGAGGUGAACACACAUACUGAUUUAUAGGAAAUUCGUUCAAACCUGGAUACAAGCUAACUAGGAAAAAUCGCAUAUUAACCAAGGAGGAUAAUUGUUGUAGUGUUUACUAUCCAGUGAUGCUAUUUGUUUUAUUUAUUUUUGUGUUAGCAUUCCCAAAUGUAGAUACGGUUUACUUGAGGAUGUCGUUUGAAUUAUUACAAAUUCGGCAUCUUAGGUGAAAUUCAUUUUACAAUAUAUUUCAUCUUUUGCAGCUCUAAUAGACUCAAAAUGAAACCUUUGGGUAACACUGUAUAAGUCCUUCUAACCUAUAGCUGCCAGAUAAACACCUGUUUGAAAGGAGUCCCGUGUUCCAGUCUGCUCUGCACCUAAAGGGGUUCCACAUGGAAAUGCUGGCCUGGAGGUAAAAUGCAAUAAUCCAGCUUUACCUGAUGAUGUGAGUGUGUGUUAAAUUAUUCAGCUGACUAUAUGUUACACAUAGAGAAUAUUCUACUGAUAAGGAGGUCAAUAAACUCAAAUAAAGAUGAAUAAUCCCUCUUGCAGGCACUCACUGAGUGAGAGAGAGGAGAAUCUCUGAUCUCUGCAGCAUUCACUUAUCUCUGCUGUGCAGCACUCGCUUUGACUUUGUUUUUCCUGACACUGGACUUGACACAAAUCCAAAAAGCACACGCUACUGUGCAACACUUGGCCCAAAGAUCACGGAGGAUUUAGAGAUUAUAAUCACGGACUCAAGGCUGUCUUCAGCCUUAGACUCCAUUACACAUGCACUGUAGUUUCAGUUAAUCAUCCCGAAUGUGAAAAGCUGUUUUAUUGCUUUGUAAUGAGAGGAGCUACGAGACAAAUAAUGCUGGUUGAUAACUAACGUGAAGGAUUGUGUUCCCUUUCCAGAGCCAAGCUUGUCGUUUGGAGGUACAGAGUGUGCUCUAUACCAUAUGGGCAGAACCUCAUAAAUGUGUACCUGAAGGAAACGCUGUAUAAACAAAGCGCUGGUGAGUGAGAGAAAUGGAGACAUUAUCAAAUGACUUUCAUUUUCAAUAAUGAAAAUAAUGAAAAUUGAAAUAAAUCUAUUUUUAUAAUGUUUGCUGACACAUUACAAAUAUUUGUAUGGCGACAAAUAAAUCGGGAGGUUACCCUAUUUUUAACACACGCUUUAAACCUUAUUGGCUCUCACUUUCAUUGACAGAAGGGCACUUUCUGAGCAUAGGUGUCACACUUGAAUGUAUUUUCUAUGGAAUGAAUGUAAGUUGAUCAACCCUAAUAAAUGAGUAUGUACAUA
This is a messenger RNA of Cynoglossus semilaevis (tongue sole), 5026 nucleotides long. RefSeq names its product WSC domain containing 2 (gene wscd2). The record is from RefSeq and is a predicted model, not a curated record. Lineage: Eukaryota; Metazoa; Chordata; Actinopteri; Pleuronectiformes; Cynoglossidae.